CCUGGACACACACAGAACAGUGAGGAAGACAUUUGAGAGAUCCUUGAGAGGAACCAAGGACCCUGCAGCCUUCAAGGCCUCCAGAGGGUGCCUUUCCCUCCUGUAGCCUGGACACCUGGUGAGUCAUAAGGAAAACCUGUCAAGUUCUCUCCCUGACACCUAGACCUAGCAGCUAUCAUGGGCACUCCAGAUGGGGAACGCUUCGUUGAGACUGGGGUUAACUGCCUCUUGGACAUGAGGAGCACAGAGGACGUGCAGCUCCUGCUGACAGAAGAGGAAACCUGGAAACAGUUUGUGGCAGGAGUUGAUUUGUCCAGGGAGGAGGAAGCUACCUUGCGAGAAGCUCCUGCUAAGAUCUUUGCAGAUCCUGAUGGAGAAAAUGAAGAUGAGUUCCUGCGGGAUGAGAAUGAGAGGAAAGAGGAAGAUGCCUUGAGCGAAGCCCUUGGUGAGAUUGUAGCUGACACUGACUCAGAAGAUGAAGUCGAGCUCCAAGAUGCCCUGUGGCACAAGGAGAGUUUCUUGGAUGCUUAUUCUCAGGUGAAACUGGAGCUGGAGGGCUGCAUCAGGAAGCUCCGCACCCUGGCAGACAAGGUUGACAAGGUGCACAGGGACUGCACCAUCUCACAGGUGGUGGCCGGCUCCAGCAGCGCUGUGUCUGGAAUCCUGACAAUCCUUGGUCUGUCUCUGGCACCUGUGACAGCAGGGGUCAGUCUGGCACUGUCAGCCACUGGCUUGGGGCUGGGGGCAGCAGCAGCUGUGACUAGUGUUUCCACCAGUAUUGUGGAAAAGGUAAAUGUGGCAUCUGCUAAAGCUGAAGCCAGCAAGCUGGUGUCAACCAACAAAGACACAAUGGAGGACAGUAAAGACGUUUUGGAUGAGAGUGGCCCCAGACUUGUUUCCUUAUCCAAGAAUUCCUUCACGAACCUAAAAAACAUCAAGAAUAACAUUGAUGCCAUCAAGCUGACCAAAGCCAACCCUCGCCUAGCAAACAAUGCCAAGCGUCUCAUGACCACAGGGAAGAUAUCUGCCAGAAACUCUAAACAGGUGCAGAAAGCCUUCAGAGGUACCCCUCUGGCAAUGACCAAAGGAGCCCGGAUCAUGGGUGCAGCCACCGCAGGUUUAUUCCUCCUGCUGGAUGUUGUCAGCCUUGUGCAAGACUCGAAGCAUUUGCAUGAGGGUGCUAAGUCAGAGUGUGCUGCAGAGCUGCGGAAGCAAGCUCAGGACCUGGAGCAGAAGCUGGAGAAGCUCAAACAGAUCCAUGACAUCCUGAUUCAGUGACCUCUUCCUCUUCAGUGCAGCUCAGAGAACUGGGGAGGGAGUGUGCUGGACAGAGCCAUGAACACAUGGGAGCCCCUGCCUCCCUGCACAGCAGUGCCUGCUAAAGGGAGAGGGCACAUUAAGAGACAGGAAGCCAGAACACAGAUGGGACAGUCUCAUGACCUCUUACCAGACUCCAGCUCUGAGAUCCAUCAACCUCCCAACUAAGAACCAAGCACCCAAGCUGGGGAGCCCAUCCAUGUCCUGACUAAGCCACAGCAUGGCUGCUCCUGAGCUGUGCCCACUGUGCUGCACCCAGCUGAGGCUCACCCUCCUCACCGUCCACUGAGCUGUCAAUCUUCCCACUGCUUUUUGAUUGGGUGCCACAGAGAUCUUCUCCUCUUUUCUUCUUCUGCCUAAUUGUGUGUUUUUCCAAAUAUUUCUCAACCUUACAAUCAGACUCUGGUUGUGAACAUCAUUUCCUGUUAUUAGUCUGGGGUCACGUGAGUGAAAUGCUCAAGACUAGAAAGAGAGGAUGCUGGGAACACCAACCAUCCAGUCAUCACGAGUUCUUGGCCCUACAUGCCCCUGUGGAUGCUACCAGAAGGAGAGGUGGCAGGAUAUAACUGGUGAGUCCUUCUCUCUGCUGCCAGACUCCUGGAAAAUCAGAAGCUUUAAUGCCUAUUGACAUUUAAAAUGUGCUGUAACUGGAUCAGAUCUGCCAAGAUGAGCAGGAAGGAUGACACUUGGUCCAUAAAUUUUGAAGAAUAAAUUUGUGAGCCCGGCCUAGACAUGUAUUGUGUGCUUUCUGAAAAUGAAAUAUGUUUUCUGAGUUAACUACAGACAUUUCAUAAUUCCUUCCCAAUUUUUAACAUCUUCUCUUUUAAAAACCUGUUUUCUUUCUUGUGAUUUAAGAGGAAUGCUUAAGACACAGGUCUUUUCCUUCUUCGUGUUCCAUUACUCUUCUGAUGACUGAGGCUCCCCUGAGACUGCAGUACAGGGCACAGUGUCCCCUGCACCACAGCAAUUCAGGUGGCCUUCUUCCCAUGUUCUGAAAAAUGGAAACUGAGAUGACCUGUGAGGUUUCAAGGUCUUGUCUAUUAGAGAAGAGUCUUGUGCUCCACAAUCUGAGUGUCCUCCCUUUGGGCUGGAUUAUGUAGUUAAGGGCAAGCUUGAUACAGAGUCAGCCUCUCCUGUGGUGCCAAACAAGGACAAGAUGGCUUCCUGGAUGAACUGAAUAGAAAGCUACCUACACCAUGAGCAGGGGAACGGCUUGUACCUCAGGGUCCAAGCUCAUUGAGUCCUCUCUCCUGUUAAGCCCAUGUGUGGCACUAGUGAAAUCUGUGCCAGCUGUUCAGCAUCUGUCCAUUGACCAACCCAAGAGCUAUCACCAGACUCCACCCCUUGCUGAGCCUUGACCCUGUUCUCUCUGCAGACUCUCUCAGUCUGGUCCUUUGGGACAUUGGUUGCUUGAAACCCUGAGCCUCUGUCACUGAACUUUCCAAGGCUCUCAGCCCUUCGAGCCUCUGUUGGACCCAAAGAGUCUGAAGUCCAGGCAUCUUUACUCACAAAGACACAGAGACUAAGAUCGCUGCAACAAGCAUGAGGUUUAUUGAUCCAACGCAUUGGGGUCGUCCUGCAAUCGGGACAGAGGCGACCCAGAUGGCACAUUUUAGGCAGUUCUUAUACUUUUUAGAGGUACAAGUUACAUCAGUCAAGUUGCAGUUUAAACCCCUUAACUAACAUCUAUAGACCAUUGACCUUUAGAUUUGCCUAGGGUCUUCCAGAGAGAUCAAGUAGUUAUCAGUUAAUACAUUGUGAGGGUGAUUAUCAUUAUCGUUAAUACAUUCUUACUCUGAAAUGCCUCAGGGAUUGAGAACAGAAUUCAGCUUAUCUUUGACUCCAGGCCAGAGCAGGAAGCAGUAAAGAGGGUUUCUUUCUUUCUUUCUUUCUUUCUUUCUUUCUUUCUUUCUUUCUUUCUUUUUUUUUUUUUUUUUUUUUUUUUUUUUUUUUUUUUUGGUUUUUUUGGUUUUUUUAGGGCUACAUAGAGAAACCAUGUCUCAAAAAAAGGCAUUUAAAACAAAUUUAAGUUAUGUAAUAAUGUAUCUCAAUUUUUUUUUCUUUUUUUUUGGGGGGGGUGUUGGAUUUGGUUUUUUGAGACAGGGUUUCUCUGUGUAGCCCUGGCUGUCCUGGAACUCACUCUGUAGACCAGGCUGGCCUCAAACUCAGAAAUCUGCUUGCCUCUGCCUCCCAGAGUGCUGGGAUUACAGGCGUGCACCACCACCCGGCAUAUCUCAAUUUUUAAGUGCUCUUAACAAGAAUAAAGGCUACUAAAAGAGACCAAGACAAGCUCAGAGAUGAGUACAGUCCCCUAAAAGGGACAGAAGAGAUGGUCAGGGUGAAAGGGGAGAGAGUGCAGAGGAGAACACUGUGGCCAGGUCUGUCACUGAUGAACACAAGUGACAGGCAACAAAGAUUGUGCCUGCAGCUGCUGCCCCUGGACAGGUACUGCAUCCACUUCAGGCUUUUUUAAGGGUGUCCUGACAUGUGAGAGAAACUAGGGAGGUCCUCACAAUGAGCUGUAACUACUCAGUCACAUAAAGGGAAGAAAUAACAGUGUGUCCAGCAUUGCAGAUAGCUGUCCAUGACAUGUGCUUAGUCAAAACAGGGUCGACUGUAACCAGCUAUUACAUUUGUGAUUCCAGUUGUAAAAUAAACUAUUGAAAUGGAAAAAUUAUGAAUUCUAUAGUGCAUUGGGUCAUUGCCUUGAGUUUAGAGAAGGCACAAGACCCUGAAAAGUUAACCACGGGGUAUCACUUUGUGGGGAUAGAAAAAUCUUUACCUUGAUUGUCACAGUGAUUCUGUGAAUCCAUAGCUGUGGUAAAUAAUCGGGGACUUCUGCAGACACAUGGAAAUGAGUGCAGACAAAGCCAGUGGAGUAGCAGUGUGUUCUGUGGUCAAGCUCAUUGGGCAGACAUGGCAAAGGAACACCGCUUACCACGUGGCAGCCAAGAAUCAAGGGAGUAAGAGGAAAGAGACACAGCCAAGAUGUGGUGUUCGAUGGCGUGCUCCUGGUGACCCACUGUCUGUAGUAAACCCCACUUCCCAAUGGACCUCUCAGAACUUUACUCAUUCAAUAAGGUAAUCUAGUCACCACAUCAGAGGCCUUCCCAUUCCAAACUCAGAUACGACCAGAGGCAAGUUCUAUCAGUCUCCAUGCUGUCUUGCAGUUCAGCAAAGUGCACAGUUGCAGUGACCGACACACCUUCCUUCUGCCUGCUGCCCUCCUUUUCUCUAGGACUCAUUCAGAGAUGUACAAGGAAAAAAUGCAGAAGUUUUUUUAAGAAUGCUGAAAACUUUGCAGGUGGAUUCAUAGUUGAUCGUCUCCUUCUCACUGGCCAGAGUGUGGUGAUGGCCUUGUUCCAUCGCCAUCCAGAAGACUGUGAAGGAAAGAAUAAAUACAAAACCAAGGGAAGAGGCUGUUCCCAUCCCCCACCCAAAGGGUACUGUGUACAGGCUGACAGCGAUGCCAUUCCCAAGGAAGACCUCAAGUGGGACAACAGUUGUGAGAUCCUCAGGAAACAGAUCCAAGCAUCAGUCACCUGGUCAGCUCAGGGCAGGAUGCUGAGUAUAGACAGAGCAUGUGUGAUAAUGAGUAGAUUAUUAAUGCAUGCUGAAAUUUUAAAAUAGAAAUGACUGGUUUUUAACAUAAAUGCUUAGAUUUGUGAUUCUUUUAUGAUUUUUAUAAGAUUGCCUUUUAAGAUAAAUAACAAAAUAAUUGAUUGUUUCUUUCUAACUGCAAAUUGUAGCCUUCCAGGAAAAACAAAUUGCCUGAGAAAAUUAUCUCGCUGGCUUACACCUUGUGGAUCUAUAACAAGUUGCUUAGUUACGAAUGCUGUGGGUUCAUGGGAAUAAUUUGCUUUUUCUUCACCUGUGAUAUGUAAUAUGUUUUUCAUGAAAAAGGAAUUGGAAACAUACCGUUUCUUUAUGAUCAUUCACUAAAACAUUAAUAAAAUAGAGUCACAUUAUCA
Molecule: messenger RNA, 5288 nt
Organism: Apodemus sylvaticus (European woodmouse)
Lineage: Eukaryota; Metazoa; Chordata; Mammalia; Rodentia; Muridae
Product: apolipoprotein L2-like
Exons: 5
Coding region: 178-1278 (366 amino acids)
Biological process (GO): lipid transport; lipoprotein metabolic process
Cellular component (GO): extracellular region; membrane
Molecular function (GO): lipid binding
Source: RefSeq, a predicted model, not a curated record